Messenger RNA from Anopheles stephensi (Asian malaria mosquito), 2910 nucleotides. RefSeq names its product probable G-protein coupled receptor Mth-like 5 (gene mthl5). Gene Ontology annotation, cellular component: membrane. Gene Ontology annotation, biological process: cell surface receptor signaling pathway. The transcript is spliced from 5 exons. The record is from RefSeq and is a predicted model, not a curated record. Lineage: Eukaryota; Metazoa; Arthropoda; Insecta; Diptera; Culicidae. Gene Ontology annotation, molecular function: transmembrane signaling receptor activity. Bases 678 to 2144 code for a protein of 488 amino acids.
UGUGCGUUGCCUACUUGUUUGCCGGCAUCGAGUGUGUUUUGAGCCUUUCGCCGUUACCUACACAUCCGGACCGUGUUUCCAACGCAGGUACCGCAUUUAACCCAGGCCAAACGGAACAAGCUCAAGCUCGAGUAAAUGAACCCGGUGUUGUGUUUGUCAUAUCAGAUCGUACCACCACAACAUGACGUCAUACAAUUUGUUGGUGGAUUAAUCACGAUCGUUAUUCCGAUCGCGCAAUGUCUCUGUCCUGCAAGCAGAUCAAUUGCCAGUAAUGAUUUAGCGACUAGCGAGCAACAUUGGUGACAAAUCGAUGCAAUAGCUUCACUCUCGAUCGAUCUGCCUCAAGAUUCCUGCAAUCAAUUUGCGCCCACAAACUAAAACGGGGCAGUGAUUUUCCACGACAAUGACAAUGCACCACAGCUAGCACUAGAUGCAACAUCUUAUCGUUUUGAAUGUUCCUGCUCCACCCAGUCCAUACCAUAUCAUCCUUCACAGGCGUGCGUGGGAGAGGACAAUCGUUCAACACUCUAGCAAUCUACAAACAAACGGCUGGCCACUAACAUUCUCAGACAGCAACGUGAAUCUCACAAACUUUCCGCAUAAUCCCCAUUCGAAGGUGCCUUUAGUGUUCCCCCCCUGUUGGCUGGCAGCUAUUAGACACCCGAUAGAGGCUAAAGAUGCCAACACCAGCCAGAACAGCCUUUGCAAUUAUAGUCCUCUCCGUAAUUGGGUCCACCCAUACGACGACCACUUCGCCCGUACGGAUAAACAAAUGCUGCGAGAAGUUUGAGGUUGUGUACGAUGGAAAGUGUACUGUCGCCGCCACGGUCAAUGCGACCGUAUGGAAGCCAGAGUUCAUCGGACGAAAGGGCGAACGAAACGUGCAGGUCGACAAUUAUCGUUUCGUCAUCGGCCUGCCGGACUGUGGUACCAAGCAAAAGUUCACCAUCUACGAAUAUCACGACAGCUACGACAAAUUGAUUCUCUUUCCGGACGGUCAACUGCGGCACCUGAUUCUGCGACACGAUCACAACAAGGUGCAGGGUAGCGUAGGGAACUACCUCGAUGAGGACUACAUCGAUGCCGGUGACAGUAAUGUGCUACAGUACGACUAUGCGCAGGGACUGUACUGUAUGGAUCGCGCCAUCGGAAGUGGUGGCGAGGGGGGUGGCGAACUGAUGGAGGGUUUGAUAGCGAAGGUAUGCUCGCCGAAGGAAGAGAUCCACUGGACGGACAGUGAUGUGAUGCUGCGAAAGAUUAUUAACCCGAUUUGCCACGGACUGGCGAUGAUCAUUCUGCUGGUCGUGUCGAUCAUUUACUUCGUCCUGCCAACGUUGCGCGAUCUGGUGGGCAACAUGGUGACAACGAUCACGAUGUGUUUGAUCGUGAGCCAGGCGGCCGAUCUCGUACGCAUCUUUACCGAGUUUAGCAAUCAUGUAAGCUUCCUGAUAGCGGACCUGUUCUUCUACGUCAGCCUGCUCGGUGCAUUCUUCUGGCUAAACGCAUUGGGCUAUUACAUCUGGAAAAUGUUCCGGACACGGAAUGUAUUUUUGCGCGUUAGCGAUGGCCGAAAGUACUGCUGGUACUCCGCGUACGCUUGGGGAUGCACGGGGACAAUGGCAGCUAUCGCUGUGUUUGCCCACUUCUUCCUCGAUCUGCCCGGAAGCAACAACAGUAUCGGCAGCAGUAGUAAUGGCGCCGAAAGCCAACACGCAACGCGGGAAAGCUUUUUCGAAGGACAGGAAAACAUCAGCUGGCUAGGCAUUGCCGUGUUUUUUACCCCGAUUGCGUUCAUUAUCAUCGUGAACAUUUUCUUCUUCGUCACAACAUUACGCUUCAUCAAUCGAAUGCAUACGUACGGACGCAUUCAUCACAAGCUACGGUGCAGCUUCGUGAUGUUCACGCUCAUCUUUGCCACCAUGAGCGUCGCCUGGCUGUUUCUCAUCCUAUCGUGGCUACAUUUUGACGGAUUGUUGUACAUGCACAUCAUCGCAAAUGCACUGCAGGCACCCUGCAUCCUCUACAUCUGCGUGUUGCGCCAGAAGCACGUGACGUUUCUCGUCAAAUCAUGCUUUCGAGAUCAGGCACCGCAAACUACUGAGUGGGGCGACGAGAUGACGUACAUGAAUGGUGGUGACUACUAAUUGUUAAUGUAUUGCGCGGACGAUUGUAAAUGGUUAUGAUCGGUAAAAUGAAUCUGUACUGUAAUAUUCGAUUUCAUCUUUCCUCACACACGAUCCUCAGAAGAAUGAAUGCGUUUGAUAUUAAUUGCACACCAUGAAAGACAUUUCAAUAAUUCGCAUCAGUGAGUAGGUCGAGCAGAGAUAGAGGAGGUAAGCAAAUAGAGCGUACGUCCACUAGAUGCAUCCCCUGCACCGUCCCCAUCGGCUGUUCUUACACUGAAGUGUAAAACACAAAAAAUUACUUUACUGAGCGUAAGAUGGACAAGCGAAACACCAGAAUCUCAGGCCGUAGAAAUGCUCUUCCAGGCUUCUAAAUUCCAGUCUUCAACAGCUAAGAAUUGAGCUGCAAAAUAUAGUCAUAGUUUAUACGCGCAACGAUAGAAUAAGCACCGUUUUUAGUCAUAUAAAUUGUAACAACCGAACAAACAAAGAAACAGCAAUGCAGCUGCAAUCUCUUCCGGCACGAUAAGACAGAACGCGCUUAUUGUGGAACGCUUGCUUAGUCGUAGAUAAGGUAAAAUCGAAAAGUUUGUAAAAAAAGGUAAAUUAGUAAGAUAAACUUUUAAAUUUAACAAUUGGUGCAGUUGUACUUCAACACAACCGACAGUGUCUUACCGGUGUUUUGGCAUAACGCUAUGUAUAAGUCUACAUAUAAAUUAGGCAUAGAACGCGCAGUAUCGAAUAGUAAGAGUUUUUUUUAGAAAUAAAACAUUUCGUUAAAUUGAUG